AUGACUUCUGUUACCUUCACCAACGAGAGCUUUGCCAGGAAGCUUCAAUCUCAGACUCUUGGACUAUGGCUUCCCCGCGACAAAAAGACAAUUCUUCAAUGGGUCGGCCAGAAGGUUGAACAACUGGCUACCCAGAACUUGCCUAUGAACCCCAAUGUACAAGCAUUCUCCGACUAUGUUGAAGGGAAUAACACCUUGAGAAGCCUUGCCCAGCUGAUGUUCACUGAGGUUCCCCCUGAUUACCACAAUGGCACCGAUCCUGUUGGGGCCCCUCAGAUUCGUGACUUUGCCACGUUUAUCCAGGUCUUGAAUACCAUCAUCGUCACGGGUCCUGAGUUCUUUGAGGUAGACGACCCAGAUGCGAUGGGUUUGAUCGGGUUUCCUAUCAAUGCAGUUCUGGAUUGGCCAAUGGGUACCAAGUCAGGUUGGGCUUUUUGGUAUCUACCAGAGGUCAAUCAGAAGUUUCAGCCAAUUCUUCAUGACUUUGAGACCUUUCUUGCAUCUUCUGCCUCGAAAGUGGUUCUCAAAGCCCCCAAUGGUUGGCUAGGCCCCAAAGGCCAGGCCAUGAUCGUUGCGAAGGCCAACCUGGAUGGGCUCACGCGUACCUUCACCCAAAUCUUCGACUGUCCAGACCCGAGCGAUCCUAUCUACCUUGGUUUCGAGUCUUGGGAUCAGUUCUUCACGCGAACCUUCAUGCCAGACCUCCGUCCUGUGGUACAGCCAAUGAAUACUAGUAUUCUUAACAACUCCUGCGAAUCUGGUCCCCUGCAGUACAAGAAGAACGUCAAGGCGACCGACUUCUUCUUGCUGAAGGGUCAGCCGUACUCCCUGAACAAUAUGCUUAACUCCAAUGAAUCCUAUGUAAAGCAGUUCGCAAACGGAUCUGUCUAUCAAGCCUUCGUCAGCGCCCUCAGCUAUCAUAGGUGGAAUUCGCCAGUCAACGGCAAAGUGGUUGACGUCUUCAAUGUCCCUGGCACAUACUACAGCGAGAGCCCGUUCCAGGGGUUCCCAAACCCUGAUGCCAAUGGACCAAACAACUCGCAGCCGUAUAUAUCCUCUGUUGCUACACGUGGUAUUAUCUAUAUCCAAGCUGAAGGCCCUAUUGGGCUAAUGGCUAUUGUUUAUGUUGGCAUGGCUGAGGUUUCCAGCUGCCAGUUCACGGUUACUAAGGGUCAAACUAUCUCGAAGGGAGAUCAGCUUGGCAUGUUCCAUUUUGGAGGCAGUACUCACUGCAUGGUUUUUAGACCCGGUGUUAAGCUGGUCUUCAAUCAACCUCCAGGUGAACCGCAGGAUGACGGCACAUGGGACUGGAGUGCAAAGAAGAAUCUUCCAGUCAACGGCGCACUGGCAUUGGUCACAGAUGAGCCUUGA
Molecule: messenger RNA, 1371 nt
Organism: Fusarium subglutinans
Lineage: Eukaryota; Fungi; Ascomycota; Sordariomycetes; Hypocreales; Nectriaceae
Product: phosphatidylserine decarboxylase 2
Exons: 1
Coding region: 1-1371 (456 amino acids)
Biological process (GO): phosphatidylethanolamine biosynthetic process
Cellular component (GO): mitochondrion
Molecular function (GO): phosphatidylserine decarboxylase activity
Source: RefSeq, a predicted model, not a curated record